UUGACAUGCAGGAUAAAAAUAGCAUGAAGGUUCGUUCUGGAUGGCGGCCUGACAAACGUAAAUAGAGUAAGAACUUAGGAUUUUCAAAUGAUUUGAUUGUCUCACAAUAACCCAGCUCACCUGCCAGUGCCAGUUGUAGUCAAACCUGUGUGUGGGAAAAGUCACAUCAUGGAUGCGCUGCAUUGAAAUCCGAUCACAGUAAAAGACCAGCUCUUGUUUCCAGUACUUCCAGAAAGGCAAUCAUGCAGGCAACAAAUAGCCUUCAGGAACUGACAGUUUUCUUACAGAAAAACAGUGGUAAGAUCUUGAAUGGCCGCUGCAACCUUGCCCUGACCUCACACACCUUGGCCCACCUUAACCGCAGCUUCAGACAGUGCGAGGAGGAAUCAUCGGUGGACAGUGGAUCACAUGACCAGCACCAAUCACAUGACAGGAGAUGGCCACAGACGGUCAUGUUCCUCCUGAACUAUGUGAAGAAGACGCCUGCCCUUAAGCUGAUCCAUCCUACCAGUACUUUGCAAGGCCAAGUAGAGAUCUCUAGAUUCAUUGGCCUGACAAUGCUGGAGAUUAAGAAGGUCCCCGUGCAUAUGCUGAAUGGGCUAGGAUGCCUACGCCAUCAGCUACAGGUCCUCAUCUGUUCACGCUGUGUGCAGUCACUUCAGUUACUCCUGUGUUCGUGUGGAGGUGACAUGGUAUCAGAAGCCCCGUGGUCAUCCCUUCAUACCCUCAAUCUCAGCUAUAACUACAUUGACCAUCUCGACAAUUCACUGAGAUUGCUCCCUGUUCUGAAGAUGUUGGACCUCAGCCACAACGAGCUCAAACACACCAGAGAUUAUCUGGAGUGCCUGAGCGAGUUGGCCCAUUUGAAUCUGGGCUACAACCACCUGGAGCGAGUGCCUACCCUCGGUCUGGUGGCCAGGACAAACCUUCAGACCCUGGUCCUCAGAAACAACAGUCUAGAUAACCUGUCUGGCUUAGAGGACUACAGCAGCCUCUUGGAACUAGACCUGUGCAACAACUGCCUGUACGACGGAGCAGAACUGAGAACCCUAGGAUACCUGCACAAUCUGAGAGAGGUCAAUCUCCUUGGCAACCCGUUGGCCUUUGACCCUGCUUACAGGUCAGUAGUUAUCAGCAAGUUCCCUCCAGAGGGCGCCACACGCAAGAUGUAUCUAGAUGGUGUUCCUCUUACUAGCACAGAAAACCAGCAGAUACCCAGAGUCGGCCUGACCAAGCCCGUCUUGCGCGUCCCCUCCGAGGCUUCCUUUGACACCAGCUCCACCUUCUUAAACGAUCACUCCAGCUUUGACGAAUCGACGGACCUGGACAAGGGCAAGAGGUCAAAGGGCAAGCGGGCACCAAAGGUCCGACAGGUGUCCAUCCCCGACCAAGGGGUGCACAAGGACGAUGCCAAAUCCAAAGCGUCCGUGCUUCGGCAUUCAGACAUCGAGAAAACCAAACGGGAGCAUGAGAAGAUGCGUCAGCUGCAUGGUGCCGACUGGCUGCUGGCGUUACAGGCACCGUACCGCCAGUCAGGAGCAGACACCAGCGAAUCGGAGACUGAAAAGAUAGUAGAACGAACGCGUGAUGAACCCAAGGCUAACCGCGACAACUCGCUGGGUCCAUGCAGCAGCGGUAUCGAAAGCGAUAUCGACAGCACCAUUAACGGCAAUAUCAUAGUGCAUGCCAGCGCCGACGGCAGCAGGCAUGUCGAUAAUAUCGAUAAUACCAAAAACGACAAUCAAGGCAUUAUGGAAGAGAUCUCUGCGGUGCCGUCUUCUGAUGUUUUUCUGCCUGAGGUGAAGGCUGAUCUGAAGCGUGUGAGCACAGGGCAGACACAUGUUCUCUUGGAGCAGAAAAAUUCCAAGCCAUCAAUAUUUCUGGAGAGGAUAGCGUCAGAUUCGGAUGCUGCUUUCGAGAGUCCCUGGAUAGAAGGGACACCUGAAGAGGAGGAGCAUGAGCUGUGCAGUCCUCUCCUAGUCACCGUACAAGAGUCCAACCAGGACGACCCUGUGCAUCUCUUCUUAACUGUCAGAGAGACCCACCUGGAGGAGAAAAACUUGAACGGUCACGUGACGGAGAGACUAGAGAUCAAAUGCCUCAAGGGCAUGCAGGAGAGUAUUGAGCCCGUCUGGAAUGAGGAGGCAGGGGUCAACGACCUCUUGCCGGUCAUUAACCUGACGUUUGAUUACAUGAGGAGAGAUCGCAAGAAACGAGAGUACAUUCUAGAGGAUCAGGAAAGUUUUCGGAUAUUAAGCAAGACCCUUCGGCCAUUUCUGGAGGAGAACCGUCUAGCAGCCACCACUCAUCAGAAGGCCAUGUUCCAAUGCCUCAAGUGCUCCACAGAGUUUGCAGGGCAUCAGGCUAAGAGAAAACUCCCCGCCCAACAGGGUACCAUCCGAGGCAAUUACAACUCGGAAGGGGAGGGCAAUGGUGUGUGUCCUUUCUGCGAUAGUGAAUUAAUUGUGGAACUCGAGAACCCUGCCUCACCAAGCAACCAUACAUCUAUUGUAAGCACGCCCACAGGGUCCCUUAACUCGCUGGAAAUGAACCUCAGACCCAUGGCAUCUUCUUCGCCAUGGAAAGUCAAGGAUAAGGAUUCUGUAUUACUGUCAUCAACUGAGAAAAGCCGGAGCGGUUCGUCCACCGAGUACCACAGCGCUGCCAACUCCCUCUCCUCCAGCCCAGGACAAGGGAUGACAUUUGGGCAGGCCAUCAGCUCGUCGUCUUCAGGCACCUCCACGUUGGUCAAUAGCUCCAGUUUGAUUGCUACGUCCACGAUAAAGCGGGAGAGGCACAUCACCGAGGAAUCGAUUGAGGACAACGGGAGUGCGAUGUCGGCUACCUCGGAUCAGGACACGGCUCAGGAGAGCAACUUUGCCCUGCCCGACCCGACCAUCAGAAUGAGCCGGGGAGAUGAGACCAACCCUUUAGAGAACAUCUCCACUUACCAGCAUGAGAAGCUGCGGGAGCUGCUCCAGGAGAACAUGGCUCCAUUCAGCCAGAAGUAUUCCCUGGUGCCUCCUGACAUCCUGGAUGGGGUGAGUAGCAGGGAAGUCUCAGGGGCCACUACGCCUAGGUCUGGAGAGACGUCCAACCCACCAUCAAGAAAUGAGAUCGACAACGCUGUGAAUUCACCUGCAGAAAGAAUUGACAAUGACAAAACUAGUCAGCCCCAAGAAGACCGUAUGAGGACUAAGUCCAAGAGCAAUUCUUCUACAACACUGAAGCAACACAGAAAUGACACUCCAGAUAAAAUUCAAAAUCGUGGCAGUAGACCCUGUAGUGAGGACGAUAUCGUCAUCUUGCCAGCAGAGAAAUCCAACCACGAGAGACUGGAGGUGAGUUUCAACGGCUCUAAUGACAGCACCCAGGAUACCCCUUCCUACGACACGGUUUCAGGCGUCGGACGUGCGGGCAGCACCGACAGCGAAAUAGCUGUCCUCCGAAACAACAGCAUCGAUGCUGUCAGUAUCAACUCGGACUCGGUCUUUGACACCAGUCUAAACGCGGCGCCAACUAAUCUUGCCAAUGCUCUAAGUGAUGCCGCCAGCAAGCCAGAUGCAACGAACUCGUCACUGACACCAACCAUUGAUGAGCCCCAUGCUGAAAUCGAAACCUCAGGAGUGCCUUCAAGAGAUGUCGGGGAGAAGACUAAGCAUGAAAAUCUUGACAGGAAUGGUAGGAAGUCCCCAACCAACAAGCCAUCCAGUCAGAAGACAUCGCCGAGCAAAGAGAGCUCUUUGAACUCAUCGUUAGAGGCCAGCGUCAGUCUGAGCAUGCCCAGAAAGCACUCCAUGUUGGAAGCAAUAGACAGUGAUUUCACCAACGUGGACCAUCGGCUCAAGCUGUACUUCUCCAUGUCAUUGUUCAGCGGCAAGGAAGAACUUGCUUGCAUGAUAAAGUGUGGCAUAUUCCAGUUCAGCAAGUCAGCAAACUUCUCAGGUCUUUUAGUCGUCUCGACUCAAAACAUCUACAUCAUGAGGAUCAGCAGGGAGGAAAGUGAGAAGCCCUCUGAUUGGCUGGCCAAGAGAUCCCAGCAUUCCGUCCGAGACCUCCUCCACAUCCACGUGGGUCCCGGCAGCCAGAGUUUCCAGCUAGACUUCAACAACGAGGGCAUCCUGUACACCAUCGUCCUGCGGGAUGAGGAGAUGUGCGAGGCGUUUGUGUCACAGUUGGAAAAGGCCAUCCAGCGAGCCCCGAUCGGCAAGAAGCGACGCUUCAAGGGCGUGGCCAGGGACCACCCCAACACCCUGAUGAACAUCAUGAGCCAGGUCUUUGGCGAGUCCAUGGACGAGGGGGUAUUGGAGAGGGAAAGUGAGAUCAGCCUGUACAUGCUGGCCUACCAAAAGACCACCAAGAGUGUCAAGCGAGGUUUACUACGUCUGGAUCGGAAAAUCUCAAGCAGUGCCCCAAAAACGAUGGCCCUUGACCUCGUGCCAGUCAGUAUCGUGGUGACCCCAUCUGACCUCUACCUGGCUGAGGAGAACCACUGGUGGCCGCUGAGACAGACCAAGACCAAAGGCCAAACAAAGCUGCCGCAGUUCACGCUAAAGGACCACCACACAAUCACCGAUGUUGGCGAAGUGGAGCUGUAUGAAGAUUCACCGUCAGAUAUAUCCAUUACGUUUUUCCACGAAGACACCGCAGACCAGUCUCACUGGCACAUUUCCACUGAGAACACCUCCUCCUUGUCCCGCCUCCUGGACGCCAUACAGACUCCUUGGAAGGACAUGUUUGGGGUGGAUCUCAAGCAGACAGUUCAUCCUACAUUGACAGUUGAGGAAGAGUUUCUGGACUGACACCAGUAUUGUUCGGUCUGUGCAAUAGUGGAAGAGUGUAAUUUCUCCAGGACUCAGCUGCCCAUUCAAAAUGCCAACAAUUGGAGGGCAAUUGUGAAGUUUAGUACAACUCGUCUGUCCAGUAUUACAUGUGCAACCUCAGGCAAUCUUCUCUUAAUUGUAUUGACCCACCUUUUUUGGGGGGGGGGGAGAAAAUGUGAUUUUCAUACCUGAUUUUCCAGUAGUGAGCAUGUGAUUCAAUACUCCAUGUAAUUUCCCUCAAAAAUCAAACCCUGCCCUCUUUCCACAAAAUUUAUCCUGCCGAUAUUCAACAUUGUGUCAUGGUCAUCUACUUUACAGGGGAGUCCAAAAGGUUCAAAGUGGAUUUUCAUGCUUAUAUAGGAAUGGGAUCCUAAACUUCACAGUUCCCAACUGGAGGAGUUGUUGCCAGUUGAACAGUGCAAAUUUGCUCUUUUUUUUUUUUGUAUGAGGGGUGGAGUGGUAGCCAUUGUGGACAGACUAGGCCUCUGUAGGAUGUUGAAGUGCAUGGGUCUUAAAACAAAACCUGUAUGUUAUCACCAGCAUUACAUUGAGUUUCAGGUUCAUAGGAUGUGAAAGGCACAAGUUGACCAGUAAUGGUUGUCCAUAAACGUUGCGCAUGUGCUGAGGAGAAAACACACAGGCUGCCUGUAAGCAUUAAAUCAGAAGAAAGUUUGCACGAGAAAAAAUCAACUGCAAAGUUUAUUUCAUGUUUUAUGCAGCAUGGCCUGUGAAUAUUCAGAUGCAAAACAAGUUUUUUUUAUAUAUAUAAAUAAAUAUGUAAAACUGGCCAACAUUUGGUUUGAAUUAUGAUGUUUUAUUAUUAGAUUCAACGAAAUGUAACCCUGCACUUAAUAAGGCUUGAAAAAGCCUGUCUUGUUGGGACUUUUCUAUCACAAGUUUUACAUUUUUGACAAGGAAGAUUUAUCAAGGUACACUGUAAAGUAUGACAAUUAGUUAAGUCUUGUGAAGUAUACAUUUAUAACGAAAGAAAUGCAUAUACCCCAUAUAAUUGUAUGUGAAAUAAAAACAAAUACAAGAGCAUGUAUUUCUUCAAUGCAUAAACUUUAUACAAAAAGUAAAUACAAUUAAAGAACCUUCCUAAAUCUAACAAUAAAAUGUAAAUUUGUAAGAUGAAAUUUGUAAAAUAAAUGAAAUGAGUUGAUGAAAAGGGUAGUAUAUUUGCUAACGUACACAGAUACUUAAAUUACUAUAAAGUAAAACAGAUACAUAGACCAAUACUUUGAAAUAAUGUUUGUUUGCAGUGAACGUCGUUUCAUGUGUUAUUCAUAACGUCUGCUUUUUGGAAAUUCACGAAAGUUAUCUUGUAAUUUAUAUAUCUUGAGAAUGUUUUCUUUGCUGGAAAAAGCAACGAAAGUAGCAGAACUCCUAAUUUAGAACUCUUGGAUUGUAUGAUUCCAUUGAAAACAAUGUUAUUGCAAAAUAUAAUUCAAACAUUUUUAACAAGUUAACGAAACGGCCAUGACUUUUUACUGUUCUUUGUAAAAAGACAUUAGUUGUGAGUUAUUUCCCUAUUAAUUUGGGAAGUGUGUAAGAUUCACUUUAUUUAACAAGACAAUGCAAAAUGUUGUAAAAGUGGUUACAAAACAGUAACUAUUGGACCAUGCGCUUUAAAACAAUCUACAUCAGUUCAUAAAGUACAAACGUAACUUGAACACGUGGAUUUGGAUGAUGUAGGAAGAACAGGUUUAUUAUUGAAAUUGUGAUAACCUACUCCAUUUAUAUGCCUAUAUUUUGUCAGAAAUAUUUGACCUUUUCUUUGAAUUUAA
Patiria miniata (bat star) is the source of this 6610-nucleotide messenger RNA. RefSeq names its product serine/threonine-protein kinase 11-interacting protein-like (gene stk11ip). Lineage: Eukaryota; Metazoa; Echinodermata; Asteroidea; Valvatida; Asterinidae. The coding region runs from base 243 to 4802 and encodes 1519 amino acids. Gene Ontology annotation, molecular function: protein binding. Gene Ontology annotation, cellular component: cytoplasm. The record is from RefSeq and is a predicted model, not a curated record. The transcript is spliced from 24 exons.